This is a messenger RNA of Neurospora tetraspora, 1058 nucleotides long. RefSeq lists its product as uncharacterized. The record is from RefSeq and is a predicted model, not a curated record. NCBI's taxonomy places the organism in Eukaryota, Fungi, Ascomycota, Sordariomycetes, Sordariales, Sordariaceae. The transcript is spliced from 3 exons. The coding region runs from base 102 to 932 and encodes 276 amino acids.
UUCCUGAAUUUCACUUUGCAAUUUCCUGUUCCGUCAUGGGUCCACGAUUCCAUAUGAGAACAUUUUCUUGACUCUACAACCUUUUGGUAUCAACAGCCAACAUGUUCUUCAAGAAGUCCACCGCUGCGGCCGCGGCUGCUUUUGCUGGAGUUGUCGUCGCCCUCAUUGACGGAGGUGCCUGCGCUGAGAAGCAAGUCAACGCUCUCCGUGAGCGCGAUGAUGGAAUCUGGACCACCGUGUCUCUCACCACUACCGUCUACGGUACCACUACCCAGACCGUCCAGUUGACUGCCGCCGAGGUGACGAGCACCUCCUGCGAGACCAUCACCUAUGAGACUACUCUCAGCCCUGUCGAGACCGAGACUGGUUCCCCCGUUGAAGGCACGUACUCAUCCGUUGCCAGUCCUGAGAGUACCACCACCGAGACGUCUACUAGCGUGGCUUACGCCACCGAGACCUCCACCGUCGACACGUCCAGCAGUGAGACCUCCACCAGCGAAGCUUCCACAACCACCGACGUCACUAUUGUCGUCCCGGCUUCGACUGUUAUUGCCAACACUACCACUGACUUGAUCACCUCUCACGUUACCGUCACCGUCAAGAGCGGUACCCUCACUUCCACCAUCUGGGCUACUGCUUCCGAGACCAUCAGCGUCACCAUCCCCAGCAGUGGCUUCCCCCUGCCGAGCUACAACUCCACGGCUACAACUGUGGCCAGAACCACGUACACCAACACGACCACCGUUGGACCUGCCACCAGCUUCUUGUCAUCUUACACCUAUCUUUCCUCCAGCACUCCUGCCUCGAUCGGGGUUACCACUACCGGCUACGGCAGCCCUUAUGCGUCUGCCACCGUCACUGCUGGAGCUGCCGGCAUGAAGGCCAGCAGUCUACUCGGUCUCUUCGGUUUCCUGAUGGCUCUGUUGGCAUAGAGUUGCGUCUUUCCUGCCUCUUGGACAUUCCUUUAGGGAAGCCAUGGAUAGUAUGACAAGGAUUAUGACAUAUUCCAUAUCUUAUGAUCAAUCUUGGCUCACUCCGCGGGUGUUGGUAUUGCCGUA